UUUUUUCUGUUGUGUUUUGUGUGAGUUUUUCCUGCUUUGCUGGGGUUUCGCGUUAUGGAUGUGCUAUGGAUGAUACCGCUGCUGCUGAUCCCACUCCUGAUGUGGACCAGCAGCACGUUUGUUUUCUAUUUCAAAAAGUGCUUUUACGUCGCCUGGAUGAUGUGCUUGGCUCUGAUCACCAUCCCUCUGUGCAUACUGAAGAGCGGAGGCAGAGAUGUUGAAAACAUGAGGAUUAUCCGCUUCAUGGUUCGUCAUGUGAAGUAUUUCCUGGGUCUUCGGUUUGAAGUGAGCGGCUGGGAGCAUCUGCAGACAGAAGGACCCUACGUCAUCAUCUCCAACCACCAGAGCUCACUGGAUGUUUUGGGCCUGAUGGAGAUUUUGCCAGACCGCUGCACCAUGAUCGCCAAGAAGGAGCUGGUCUACGCCGGCACAGUUGGUCUCAUCUGCUGGCUGGGUGGCAUCGUCUUUAUCAACCGUAAGAAGACGAGCGAUGCCAAGAGCGUCAUGGCCGGCGCUGCCAAAACCAUGCUGGACGACCAGAUCCGCCUGUGGGUGUUCCCAGAGGGAACGCGAAACCAGAAGGGCGACCUGCUGCCCUUCAAAAAAGGAGCUUUCCACCUGGCAGUGCAGGCACAAGUUCCCAUCAUACCCAUCGUUUUCUCCUCCUACAGCAACUUCUACCUACGGAAAGAAAAGCAGUUCAAAUCAGGGACCAUCCGAUUGAAGAUCCUUCCGAAGAUCGAGACGAAGGGGAUGACAACAGACGACGUAUCAUCCCUCUCCGACAAAUCCUUCAACGUGAUGCGCUCUGCAUUCUUGCGCAUCUCUGACUCCGUAACCCAGAGCAACGGGCCGUUGAGGCACUGAACAUUUACCAUAACUCCCACCCCCUUUUUUUUUCCUCCUACGUCCCCCCCACACAUGUCUGAGGCCCGUUCCUUUCCCCCAGAACCUCCUCCCUCCCCUCCCCUCGCUCUCCCCAGGUUGUCCCAUUACCUGGCCAGGAAACAACAUGACACAGGGUCUCUCUGUCAUGAAAUCUCUUCUUGUCUAGUUGACGCCUGGUCCAAGUCCGCCUCUGGCCUGACCCAUACAGCACAGUCAGUCCCGACCCUCACUGUGUCUGCAGCAGCAGCACCCAGCAGCAGCAGCAGCAGCGCUGCUCUGCACGCCGUGAGCGGAGUGACGGACGGCAAGCCGAACAGUAUGGAUGUGUGUUGUUCUUCAUGCAUGCCUUUUUUGGAUGGCUCUGUCCACCUUCAUCGUUGCUUUGUUGCUCUGGCUUUGGAAGCCCGGCUUUCUUAUUGUCUUACUUUACGACCGUUUUUGUACUUUUUUUCUUUUGGCCUUCUUCUCCUUUUCACUUCAGUUUGCCUUCUUUUUAGCAGAUAAACCAUGGCAUCUCUUUUCUGCUCAUCGGUGGAUAUUCAUGGUUCCUCUCACGCAGCCUUUUUUAAUUCUUUUUGCACACACACAUAUAUACAUGCACACACACAUUCAAAGCACCCCAUCUUCCUUCCUUCCUUUUCCUCUUUAGUAUCUUCUCCCCCUUUCUGCAUUCCAGUGUCUUGCCUAAAAGACAAAGGGAGCGGAGUCUCCACAAGCGGUGGACUGUGUGGAGGUGAGAGGCGAACCGUGGACUCCUUUUUUUGGUUCUGUCGCUACGACUUCAACUCAAUAUCCGCGUUGGCUGUUCAACUCAAAUGACCAGUAGCUUCCAUGACAUAAUCACGAUGUCAGAAAGCAAAGGAAAUCAAGGUUACAAGAUACAGUGCGUGACAAUGGCACCCAUCUGUACUGAUUUUUAAGGGACCUGAGCGGACUGAUCAGUUUUCAAUGUCGUGCAUUGUUGGUGUAUCAUUGAUGUGCAUUCUUUCAGUUUUGUCUCUCCAAAAAGAUUAGCGCAUUGCCGCAUCGAGCAGCAAGUGUCCUCUCUCGCUGUAUUCUGUAUUUUUGUUUUCUAUUUAUUUCUACAUCUGAUAAUCUCUUGUUUUUUUGUUUUUUUUGUUUUGUUUUUAAUCUCCUCGGAUGAAAAACUCACAAGUGAACCUAUUUAAGAUGUGUCAAAAAAAAGAAAAGAAAAAAAGGUGAAUUCAUAAUGUGCAAUGUCAAAUGUUUAUUAGCGUUACAGCUCCAAAGUGCAAGCUACCCGCUGUGCCAUGACAAAGUGUUUUUUUCGGGAAGUUUCCAAUGUAAUUGCCCAUUUAUUAUUAUAUUAUAUCACAUUAUGACCUGCUUAAAUCAGUCACCCGUUGACUGAUGUCACUUUACCAAUGAUGUAAUUUCCCUCGUACCAAUGAUGCAAGGCUUUUCUCGCUACGAGGAGGAAGGUAGAAAGUUGUGACUGACUUUAUUUGCUCUGAUUUAGCUUUGUGAAUUACAGACGAACGUACUCAAGUUUAACAUCUCAGACAAGUUUGAGGGUUGUCCCCUUCUUCAUUAUUAUUUUUUUAACAUGAAAGUGAAUAACAUUGUUUUAGUUGUGAAGUUCUGAUUCAGUUAUUGCUUAACCACGUAGGAGAAUAUUAGAUUAUUUGAAAAGUUGUUGGAAUUUUUUUGGCCUUAAGUUUGAUUUGGUUGUUGUUAUUGCUCGAUGAUCAACUUGUUUUGUAAUGUGUACUGGCGACCUCUAACCAGAUAGAACUGACUGAACUUUUUUUUUUAGUUUACAUCCGGGUCUUAAAUUUCACGUUGCCCCCACUGCCUUUUGAACUGUUGGCGAAAUUCAAUCAUUUUGCCGCUUUUUUUUUUGCCCAUCAAACAAACAUCUGAGAAUGUGUUUCAGCAUUCAGGCAUCAUCACGAGCAUCUCUUAUUUUAUUUUGUGAAGUUCUUGUAUUAAAAGUGGGAUGUUGUCUUGCACACGGUUGGCAUCAAAUCUAGAAAAAAAUGUAUUUAUUUGAGAAUUUAAAUUUAGACUUGUGCACACAAACCUGAGGAGAUCAUCUCGAGACUGGAUUUAUCCAUAGUUUGGUACUAAGCCUGUACACUGCUGUUCCUAGUUGAGCGCAACAGUAGCUUUAGUGAUACCUGCUGGGCUCUCGUCUUCGUUACACGUGAUGGUCAAGGUUUCAUUUAUAUUUAAAAGGCCAGUAUGGAAUACAUGCCCCCUACUAACUCUAAUGAAUCAAAUUCUGUAUAUUUUUUUCUCUUAGGUUGAAUAUAUUUAUUGACUUUUAUCUUUAAGAGCAGAUUUUACCUUUUUGCAGCAAGUGGUUUGAAUGUUAUAAAAGUGCUCUACCAAAUUGAUUUCUUCCAAAAUAUGAAUUAUACCAUACACGUUUUGCUAAUGGAGUGUUUUAAUCCAUUUAUUUUCUGUUCAGCUCUCAGUUAUUUUGUAAUACAAAUGUGUGCUUUGUAAGAGCUUUGUUUUUUUGUUUUUUUUGGGGUGGGGAGGGGCAGUUUAUGAACUCGUGUGUAAGAUAUUGGAAAAGAUUCAAAGUAUUGUGAACCUUAAUAAAGCACUUUUCAUGCUGAGUUUGGGUGGAAAGAUUUAAAACAAAAACGAAAAAAAAAAAAAAAGGACUUCCAAGUUUUCUCAGAUUUUCACCAAAGCUAUUAAAAGUGUAAUAGGUGGUAGCUUUUAGAUGGAUACGAGAAACAGAGCUGACACCCUGCAGAGCCUUGAAUGUGUGUGGUCCCUUACUGUGUGUGUGUAUGUGUGUGUGUAAAUAUGCACACAUGGUAUAGACGCCCAUUAUAGUAUCUGGUUAAUAUUGAUGAUGUAGUGUUCUUGAUUUCACCUAUUCUGGGUUAAACGUGAAUGCCUUGCAAAAGAAUAAAUAAAGAUUCAUUCUUUUUUUUU
This is a messenger RNA of Larimichthys crocea (large yellow croaker), 3804 nucleotides long. RefSeq names its product 1-acylglycerol-3-phosphate O-acyltransferase 2 (lysophosphatidic acid acyltransferase, beta) (gene agpat2). Gene Ontology annotation, biological process: phosphatidic acid biosynthetic process. The coding region runs from base 55 to 867 and encodes 270 amino acids. Gene Ontology annotation, cellular component: endoplasmic reticulum; membrane. The transcript has 6 exons. Lineage: Eukaryota; Metazoa; Chordata; Actinopteri; Sciaenidae. Gene Ontology annotation, molecular function: 1-acylglycerol-3-phosphate O-acyltransferase activity. The record is from RefSeq and is a predicted model, not a curated record.